Brenthis ino (lesser marbled fritillary) is the source of this 1572-nucleotide messenger RNA. The record is from the annotation of a GenBank genome assembly. Lineage: Eukaryota; Metazoa; Arthropoda; Insecta; Lepidoptera; Nymphalidae.
AUGAAACAAAUAUUAACAUUAAAUUGUGGAAUUCUUUUUCUGAACAUAUUAGUUGUAGCGUUCAGCAUUACUUCUGGGGAAGAGAUUCGCCCAGAAUUUUCAGCAGAAAAUGGAGCUUAUUACACCGACGAUGCCGUUUUUAUUACAGUAAAUACCGAGCGACUAAAGCGCGAAUCAAACAGGACUCGAGAUGGGAAACAGCUACUGUUACGACCUAGACAAGCUGACGAAACAAAUAAUGGUCCAAAUUGUGAAACAGCACUGGGUAAGAGAGGAACGUGUAAGAGUUAUCGAGAAUGUUACCCGCUUUUCAAAGUGUUUGGUUCCGAAGGAUGGAUCAUGGGUCAUUACGAUACUUGCACUUACAUAAGUAACGAGAAGGAGGUGUUUGGCGUAUGUUGUACCGAGCCGGUAGGCACGCCUCCACAGCAAGAGCCAGACGUUCAACGCCUCGGCUUGCUACGACCGUCGUUUCCGAUGCCAUUGACCAAUUUAGAAAGUUUCAUCUCGUCUGGCUUAUCACCACAAUGGUACAACAAUUUUUAUCGGCAAGUGCCGGCGCAGUGGCCGCCAGCGCUGCCGCCUUUACCAACACACCCACCGAACCAUGCCGCGCCAACUCACCCACCAUCACUGAUCGCAGGCAUAACCAGCCCAAAUCCAGUUGAAGGACCUUCACAAACGCCUCCUACGACGACUUGGGGAACAAAGCCUCCAGCCAGUACCACAAAACAGACCUGGCCUCCAGUGCUCCCAACGCAGCCAACCAAGCCUCCAUCGCAACCAGGUACAGACUCUUCGUGCGGCAUAAAGAACGGACCACAGACAUACGGCAGCGCAUACGAGUCUAAGGACGAGGAGCGCAUAGUGGGCGGCCACAACGCGGAGCUCAACGAGUGGCCGUGGAUCGUGGCGCUGUUCAACAACGGCCGCCAGUUCUGCGGCGGCUCGCUCGUGGACGCCUCGCACGUCGUGUCCGCCGCGCACUGCGUGGCGCACAUGACAUCGUGGGAUGUAGCGCGUCUAACAGCGCGGCUCGGUGACCACAAUAUCCGCACCAACUCGGAGACGCAGCACGUGGAGAGGAAGAUCAAGCGGGUGGUGCGACAUCGCAACUUCGAUAUGCGCACUUUGUACAAUGACGUCGCAGUCCUAACGCUAGACCAGCCUGUGCCCUUCUCCAAGAACAUCCGUCCCGUGUGCUUGCCGGCCGGCGGCCGCGCCUACGCCGGCCUCAUGGGCACCGUCAUUGGAUGGGGAAGCUUGCGAGAGACCGGUCCUCAGCCUUCCAUUUUACAAGAAGUGUCCAUCCCGAUUUGGACCAACGCGGAGUGCAGGCUGAAGUACGGGUCGGCGGCGCCGGGCGGCAUCGUCGACCACAUGCUCUGCGCGGGGAAAGCCAGCAUGGACUCAUGCAGUGGCGACAGCGGUGGACCGCUGAUGGUGAACGAGGGCGGGCGCUGGACGCAGGUGGGCAUCGUGUCGUGGGGCAUCGGCUGCGGCAAGGGCCAGUACCCCGGCGUCUACACCCGCGUCACCUCCUUCUUGCCUUGGAUUCAGAAAAACUCCAAA